Malus domestica (apple) is the source of this 903-nucleotide messenger RNA. RefSeq names its product transcription repressor OFP6. Gene Ontology annotation, biological process: negative regulation of DNA-templated transcription. The record is from RefSeq and is a predicted model, not a curated record. NCBI's taxonomy places the organism in Eukaryota, Viridiplantae, Streptophyta, Magnoliopsida, Rosales, Rosaceae.
UGACCCUUCAGGAGCUCACGUGCAGACUUUAUAGAGAGAGAUAGAGAUAGCUCCUCUCCCAAUCCACUUAGUCAAAUCCUUUCAUCCCAACAACUCUCAGUUGCUUCCUCAACUCAAAACCUCUCUCUCUCUCUCUCUCUCUCUCUCUCUAAAACACACACAAUGCCUACAACAACCAGAAGAAAGCUCCGGCUGAGCAAAGUCACAGUCGACAUAGGGUGCGGCAUCUGCAGAAAACCCAGUAAGCUCUUCCAAAUGUUCAACCCUAAACCUAAACCCUCCUCCAAAACCCUAAAAAACAACCACUUUCCGCCUCCUCCUUCUUCUUCUUCAACCCCACGCAACAAUUACAACAAACUCUACAAAGACAACGACCACGCUCCUUUUUUAGUCACAGAUUCCGACACGAAGAGCACGAGACCAGUCAACGGAUUCGGUAGAAUCGGCAACGAGAGCGUGGCCGUGGAGAAAGACUCCGGCGACCCUUACUUGGAUUUUCGACACUCGAUGCUACAGAUGAUACUGGAGAACGAGAUAUACUCCAAAGACGAUCUCCGGGAGCUUCUCAACUGUUUCCUGCAGCUCAACUCUCCCUGCAACCACGGCAUUAUCAUCAGGGUCUUCACUGAGAUCUGGAAUGCUGUUUUCUCUGUCAGGUCUGGAGGUUCGACGUUGCUGCACUUUGCGAGCAACAAGUCAUGCGACUACUAGCUGAAGUUGUAUCUUGUGCACGUGCAACGGAGUUGGGAGCCUGAGUUUCCAUUUACAUGUCGAGUUAAGAAGAAAGACAAUGGGAUUAAAUCAAGUUAUUUAAGGUCUUUUGUAUGGUUGUGGGGUGCAUGUAACGUAAAGAAAUAUUUUCCAUGAAUCAAAUAUUAUAUGAAUUAUGGUUACGAUUUUUUA